AGUUGAUCUUUCCCAAUUUAAACAAACUUACGUUUCUCUCUUCAUAGAAAAAGCUCAAACCCCAUACAGAAUCACACAAAAAUGGCAUCCAACAGAUCUGAAUCUAUCCCGGCCGAUGCGGCGGAUUCGAAUGGAGGUCGCCGGAAAGUAGCUCUGAUCACCGGCAUUACUGGUCAAGACGGCUCGUACCUUACCGAAUUCCUCCUUGACAAAGGCUACGAAGUCCACGGUCUAAUUCGCCGAUCCUCCAAUUUCAACACGCAACGCGUGAAUCACAUCUAUAUCGAUCCACACAACGUUCACAAGGCGCGUAUGAAGCUCCACUACGCUGACGUCACCGACGCGUCAUCACUCCGGCGUUGGCUCGAUACGAUUCUCCCCGACGAAGUCUACAACCUCGCCGCACAAUCUCACGUCGCCGUCUCUUUCGAGAUCCCCGAUUACACCGCCGACGUCGUCGCCACCGGUGCUCUCCGUCUUCUCGAAGCUGUCCGUUCUCACAUUUCCGCUACUGGUAGGUCCCACAUCCGGUAUUACCAAGCCGGUUCAUCCGAAAUGUUCGGAUCUACUCCUCCGCCCCAGUCCGAAACUACGCCGUUUCAUCCUAGAUCGCCUUACGCUGUAUCCAAGUGUGCUGCGCAUUGGUACACCGUUAAUUACCGUGAAGCCUAUGGGAUCUUUGCCUGUAAUGGUAUUCUUUUCAAUCAUGAAUCCCCUAGGCGGGGCGAGAACUUCGUGACCCGGAAGAUCACUCGGGCUGUUGGUCGGAUCAAAAUUGGGCUACAGAGCAAGCUGUUUCUGGGUAAUUUGCAGGCAUCCAGGGACUGGGGUUUUGCCGGGGAUUACGUGGAAGCAAUGUGGAUGAUGCUGCAGCAAGAGAGGCCGGACGACUACGUGGUGGCGACGGAGGAGUCGCAUACGGUGGAGGAGUUCUUGGAGGUGGCAUUCGGAUACGUUGGAUUGAAUUGGAAGGAUCAUGUGGUGAUUGAUAAGAGAUACUUUAGGCCUACAGAAGUGGAUAAUCUAAAGGGAGAUUCGAGCAAGGCGAGAAAGGUUUUGGGUUGGAAGCCCAGAGUCGGGUUCGAGCAAUUAGUGAAGAUGAUGGUGGAUGAGGAUGUUGAGUUGGCCAAAAGAGAGAAAGUUCUUGUUGAUGCUGGUUACAUGGAUGCUCAACAACAGCCUUGAUUCAUCACAUUAUUAGGUUUUCUCUAUUUUCACACUUCCAUUUGCAGUUUUAAGAGCGGCAUCAUCAUGCUAUUUUGUAUUGUUAGUUGGUUUUUGUAUGACGGUGAGUUCGGGCCAACUUACCCCUACCUCAACGGGUACCUGCUACCUCACGCAGCAAAGAUAUCGGAAAACUUUGUUCUAAUUCCGUCCACUAAAGCUUAGGCAAAUAGAAAGAAACGUCUUUUAUUCUUUUGCAGAAGUACUUGCUAUUGUGUAUUGUUAUUGUUUUUCAUUAAAAUACGAUCAUAUUGUAUGAGUUGUCAAAAAAUUUGAGAACAAAAAUUUCAUCUUUUAUGUAGUAA
Nicotiana tabacum (common tobacco) is the source of this 1529-nucleotide messenger RNA. Its product is annotated as GDP-mannose 4,6 dehydratase 1. Lineage: Eukaryota; Viridiplantae; Streptophyta; Magnoliopsida; Solanales; Solanaceae. Gene Ontology annotation, biological process: 'de novo' GDP-L-fucose biosynthetic process. Gene Ontology annotation, molecular function: GDP-mannose 4,6-dehydratase activity. The record is from RefSeq and is a predicted model, not a curated record.